Messenger RNA from Euleptes europaea (tarantolino), 1122 nucleotides. It is a transcript of the gene FOXF2, whose product is annotated as forkhead box F2. Gene Ontology annotation, molecular function: RNA polymerase II cis-regulatory region sequence-specific DNA binding; DNA-binding transcription factor activity, RNA polymerase II-specific. NCBI's taxonomy places the organism in Eukaryota, Metazoa, Chordata, Lepidosauria, Squamata, Sphaerodactylidae. The record is from RefSeq and is a predicted model, not a curated record. Bases 1 to 1122 code for a protein of 373 amino acids. The transcript is spliced from 2 exons. Gene Ontology annotation, biological process: regulation of transcription by RNA polymerase II; animal organ morphogenesis. Gene Ontology annotation, cellular component: nucleus.
AUGAGCUCCGAGGUCGGGGCCCCGGUGCCUCGCAGCCCGGCCUCCAUGAGCCAGCCGCCGCCUCCGCCGCCCGCCCUGGAGACGUCGAGCGGCGGCGUCGGCGGCGCCUCGGCGGCGGCGUCGGGCAAGGGCAAGAAGGGCAGCUCGGGGCUGCGGCGGCCGGAGAAGCCGCCCUACUCGUACAUCGCGCUGAUCGUGAUGGCCAUCCAGAGCUCGCCGGCCAAGCGGCUGACGCUGAGCGAGAUCUACCAGUUCCUGCAGGCGCGCUUCCCCUUCUUCCGCGGCGCGUACCAGGGCUGGAAGAACUCGGUGCGCCACAACCUCUCGCUCAACGAGUGCUUCAUCAAGCUGCCCAAGGGGCUGGGCCGGCCGGGCAAGGGCCACUACUGGACCAUCGACCCGGCCAGCGAGUUCAUGUUCGAGGAGGGCUCCUUCCGACGCCGCCCGCGGGGCUUCCGACGGAAAUGCCAGGCGCUCAAGCCCGCCAUGUACCGCGUGGUGAACGGCCUGGGCUUCCUGCCGCAGGGCUUCGACUUCCAGGCGCCCCCCGCCGCCCCGCUGGGCUGCCACCCCAACGGCUACGGCCCCCUCGACGUGAUGCAGGCCGGCGCCUACGAGGCCCACCACGUCCCGCACAUGUCGCCCAACCCGGGCUCCACCUACAUGGCCAGCUGCCCCGUCCCCGCCGGGGGGGGCGGCGGCGGCGCCGACUACGGGCCCGACAGCAGCAGCAGCCCCGUGCCCUCCUCGCCGGCCCUGGCCAGCGCCAUCGAGUGCCACUCGCCCUACGGCAGCCCCGCCGGACACUGGGCCUCCUCGGGGGCCUCGCCCUAUCUCAAGCAGCAGGGCCUGCCGCCGCCCGCCGCCCCCGCCGCCGCCGCCCACUCCGGAAUGGCCCCCUACUCGCUGGAGCAAAGCUACCUGCACCAGAACGGCAGGGAAGACCUCUCAGUGGGGCUGCCUCGCUACCAGCACCACCCCUCCCCGGUGUGCGACAGGAAGGACUUCGUUCUCAACUUCAACGGCAUCUCCUCCUUCCACCCGUCGGCCAGCGGCUCCUACUACCACCACCACCACCACCACCAAAGCGUCUGCCAAGACAUCAAGCCCUGCGUGAUGUGA